Adineta steineri is the source of this 462-nucleotide messenger RNA. The record is from the annotation of a GenBank genome assembly. NCBI's taxonomy places the organism in Eukaryota, Metazoa, Rotifera, Eurotatoria, Adinetida, Adinetidae.
AUGGGACUACGAGCUAAAAUUGAUUGUUUCUGCAUUAGUACUGAUAGUUUUCCUCCAUAUAAUAGUACUAUUUUUUUAAUCAGUACUCGACUACAAACAAAUGAUGUAUCUUCAUCAUCACCAUCUCAAGAUUCGUUUGAUGAAACAUCAUUAGAUGAUUCGAAUAGUGUUGAAAGAACAAGUCGUUCUGGUGAUUAUGGUGCACCAAACUGUAUAGAUGAUGAUGGCCAAUCAAAUAUUUUAAAUACUGGUGAACCAUUAAACUGUACGAACGAUGAUGAAACAUCAAAUCAUUCAAAUGGUGACGAUGCAGUAAAAUAUACCAGUUCGUCGACAUUGGCUGGUAAGGGACUAUCUAUGAAGGACUUCACUAGUGUGAGUGGGCUUGGAUAUGGACAUAUGUUUGUUCAUUAUGACAAUGUUCAAGAAGUUGCCAAUGUUAUCGAAAAUGCUCAGCAAUAA